Messenger RNA from Ostertagia ostertagi, 351 nucleotides. Lineage: Eukaryota; Metazoa; Nematoda; Chromadorea; Rhabditida; Trichostrongylidae. The record is from the annotation of a GenBank genome assembly.
AUGCCUUCACGCCGUGUUAGCUUUGGGAUGAAUCGUGUGACUGACUAUGGCAGUCCUCCGCCUGAGAAAAGAAGCAAGAUCAACUCAUGCCGGGAGGCCAUGUUUGGCGAGAGGGCCCGAAAAUGGGCUUUCUUCUUCAUCGUCGCAUUUCUUGCCUGCCUGACCAUCAAGGACGUCGUCGAUCUGGUUAUCGAAUACUGUGAUGAUCCAAAGGAUUCCAAUAUGAACAUCGUGUUCAACGAUUCGAUGACGAUGCCUAACGUGACGUUUUGCAUGUCGAAGAAACAAGCCUGGAGUCAUUUUAAACUCAAUGAAAGCGCACCGGUCGAAGAAUGGGAUAUGAUAGUUGAC